Molecule: messenger RNA, 2370 nt
Organism: Xyrauchen texanus (razorback sucker)
Lineage: Eukaryota; Metazoa; Chordata; Actinopteri; Cypriniformes; Catostomidae
Gene: hsd17b4
Product: hydroxysteroid (17-beta) dehydrogenase 4
Exons: 24
Coding region: 134-2338 (734 amino acids)
Molecular function (GO): oxidoreductase activity
Source: RefSeq, a predicted model, not a curated record
GAUUGCGGAAGUAGGGCAAAAGUCACGGCGAGUGUUUCGCACAAGAAACGAAGAUUUUCACAGCGAACGAUCCUGAAAACCUGCGAUAUAAAGAUCAUCUAAACAAUCCCAAAUCUGCCAUUAUAAUCUGAAUAUGUCUGUGCCUUUGACUUUCACGGGUAGAGUGGUGCUGGUGACCGGAGCAGGCGGAGGUUUGGGGAGGGAGUAUGCGCUGGCGUUUGGCGAGAGAGGAGCCGCUGUCGUUGUGAAUGAUCUGGGGGGAGAUAUUAAAGGCGGUGGGAAGAGUUCAGCCGCUGCAGAUCGAGUGGUGGAGGAGAUUCGAGCGAAAGGAGGGAAAGCCGUGGCUAAUUACGAUUCAGUGGAGGAUGGAGAGAAGCUCAUACAGACGGCGUUGGACGCAUUCGGGCGAAUAGAUAUCGUUGUUAAUAAUGCCGGGAUUCUGCGUGACCGAUCGUUUGCCCGGACCAGUGAUCUGGACUGGGAUCUGAUACAUCGCGUUCAUCUGAGGGGCUCCUUCCUCGUCACACGAGCUGCCUGGAAUCACAUGAAGAACCAGAAGUUUGGGAGAAUCAUUAUGACAUCAUCAGCCGCUGGUAUCUAUGGAAACUUCGGCCAGGCGAACUACAGCGCGGCUAAACUGGGUCUGCUGGGUCUGGCGAACACGCUGGCCAUUGAAGGACAGAAAUACAACAUCCACUGCAACACCAUCGCACCGACCGCUGGAUCUCGUCUCACGGAGACCGUCAUGCCACCAGAUCUGCUGGAGUCAUUGAAGGCAGAAUAUGUGGCUCCACUCGUUCUCUGGUUGUGUCACGAGUCAUGUCAGGAGAACAGUGGCCUGUUUGAGGUCGGCGCGGGCUGGAUUGGCAAACUGCGCUGGGAGAGGAGUUUGGGCCGAAUUGUCCGUCAGACGAAUCAGAUGGUGACACCAGAAUCUGUGAGAGACACAUGGAGUGAGAUCUGUGACUUCACUGAUGCCACUAAACCGGCCAGCAUCCAGGAGUCGCUGCAGACGCUGGUGGACGUCCUGUCGAGAGUGGAUACUGGAAUCACAGCCAAUCCCACCAGUGCCGUGUCCAUCACAGCGGCCGGAACAAACCCUUCAGCGGCGAUUGGACACACUCUGGCGGAGAUGAACUUCACAUACACACACAUGAACUGUAUCCUGUACGCUCUGGGAGUGGGGAUGUCCACCAAAGACCCCCAUCACCUCAAAUUCCUCUUUGAAGGCCAUGAAGACUUCAGCGUUCUGCCCACGUUUGGAGUGAUUCCAGCGCAGAGCUCCAUGAUGGGCCUCAGCAGCGUCCCGGGACUCGACAUCGACUUCACCAGGUUGUUGCACGGCGAGCAGUACAUGGAGCUGUUCAAACCUCUGCCCACAUCAGGGACUCUGAGCUCGAAGGCGACAGUCGCAGAUGUUUUGGAUAAAGGAUCUGGAAUGCUCAUCCUCCUAGAUGUUCACACAUACAGCGGUGGAGAGCUGCUGUGUUAUAAUCAGUUCUCAGUGUUUAUCGUCGGUUCUGGUGGAUUCGGCGGGAAGCGCACGUCACAGAAAGUCAUGGUUACAGCUGAUCCACCGAACAGAGCACCAGAUGCAGUGAUUGUGGACGAAACGUCCAAAGACCAAGCAGCUCUGUACAGACUGAGUGGAGACUGGAACCCGCUUCACAUCGACCCAAGUUUCGCUGCAAUGGGAGGAUUCAAAUCUCCCAUUCUUCACGGCUUGUGCUCGUUUGGAUUCGCCGCACGGCACGUCCUGAAGCAGUACGCAGGAAGUGACGUUUCCAGAUUCAAGUCUAUCAAGGUGCGGUUUGUGAAGCCGGUGUAUCCAGGUCAGUCUCUGCAGACAGAGAUGUGGAAAGAAGGAAACAGAGUUCACCUGCAGUGUAAGGUCAAGGAAACGGGAGGCGUCGUGUUGUCUGGAGCGUAUAUAGAUUUACACGCUGCUGCUGACACGUCUAUGAGCGCCGGCCCGCCGCAGCCUGCAGGUCUUCAGAGUGAUCUGGUGUUUGCUGAGAUCGGACGCAGAAUCAAAGAUGCCGGUGCUGAACUGGUGAAGAAGGUUAAUGCCGUUUUCGGCUGGGAAAUCACCAAAGAUGGGAAAACCGCCCGAGAGUGGACCAUUGAUCUGAAGACAGGAAGCGGCUCUCUUCACAAAGGCGCAUACACCGGUAAAGCUGAUGUGACUUUCACCGUCACUGAUGAAGACUUUAUGGAGGUGGUGUUGGGCAAACUCAAUCCUCAGAAGGCAUUCUUUGCUGGCAAGCUGAAGGUCAGAGGGAACAUCAUGUUGAGCCAGAAGCUGGAGGCCAUCCUGAAGGAUCACGCCAAACUCUGAACAUCUGCGACACCAGCAACACCCGGAAGAAA